Messenger RNA from Pelodiscus sinensis (Chinese soft-shelled turtle), 3389 nucleotides. It is a transcript of the gene ATG5, whose product is annotated as autophagy related 5. Lineage: Eukaryota; Metazoa; Chordata; Testudines; Trionychidae. Gene Ontology annotation, biological process: cellular response to nitrogen starvation; piecemeal microautophagy of the nucleus; protein lipidation involved in autophagosome assembly. The record is from RefSeq and is a predicted model, not a curated record. Gene Ontology annotation, cellular component: cytoplasm; autophagosome; phagophore. Gene Ontology annotation, molecular function: Atg8-family ligase activity.
CAGGCAUUUCCCUCCAGGGCGGAAGGCUUCGCUCACGUGACCCGCGGACUGCGCUCGGAGUGGCGACGGGCGCCUCUGCCUGGGUCACACAUGCGCGCGCGGCCGGGGUGCGCGCGGAAGAGGCUCAGAGAUCUGGUGGAAGAAAUAAUUUAGUCUACAUGUGCUUCAGUACCUGCUGGAAGAAUGACAGAUGACAAAGAUGUGCUUCGAGAUGUCUGGUUUGGACGAAUACCAACCUGUUUCACAUUGUAUCAGGAUGAGAUAACUGAAAGGGAAGCUGAACCUUAUUAUUUGCUUUUACCUAGAAUAAGCUACUUGACACUGGUAACGGACAAAGUGAAAAAACACUUUCAGAAGGUUAUGAGACAAGAAGAUGUUACUGAGAUAUGGUUUGAAUACGAAGGUACACCACUGAAAUGGCACUUUCCAAUUGGAUUGCUAUUUGACCUUCAUGCAUCAAAUACAGCCCUUCCUUGGAACAUCACAGUACAUUUCAAGAACUUCCCAGAAAAGGACCUUCUGCACUGUCCAUCUAAAGAUGUGAUUGAAGCUCAUUUCAUGGCUUGUGUAAAGGAAGCAGAUGCCUUAAAGCACAAAAGUCAAGUCAUCAAUGAGAUGCAGAAAAAGGAUCAUAAACAACUCUGGAUGGGGUUACAGAAUGACAAAUUUGACCAAUUUUGGGCCAUAAACCGGAAACUCAUGGAGUAUCCUCCAGAAGAUAGUGGAUUUCGCUACAUCCCAUUUAGAAUAUAUCAGGUAACAACGGAACGACCUUUUAUACAGAAGUUAUUUCGUCCAGUUGCUGCAAAUGGACAACUAAAUACACUGGGAGACCUCCUAAAAGAAGUUUGUCCUUCUGCAGUUACUCCAGAAGUAGAUGGAGAAAAGAAGAAUCAAGUGAUGGUUCAUGGAAUUGAGCCAUUGCUUGAGACACCAGUCCAGUGGCUAAGUGAACAUAUGAGCUAUCCUGAUAAUUUUCUUCACAUUAGUAUUAUUCCUCAACCUACAGAUUGAAGAAUCAACUGUAUCAGAUAUAAGGAUUAUCCUCAGGCUGGAUUUACCAGGGCAUGUCAACCUUUUUCUUGUGUCAGGCGUGGUGGAGGCAACCUGACCAGAAAAACCUCACUGCUUCAAGCCAAACAGGAAAAAAAGAUCCCAUCACUAGAUAAGGACAAUUGGGCUGGUCUUAGUUUGCAUCACCACUGCUUUUCUCCACUGCCGUCAUUAAACUUCAGUUGUGACAUGAAAGACUUUACAGGACCAUUGAAAGUCUGCUGUUCUCUUGUAAAAUAUAAUGAAGCUGAAACUAUUAGCCUGAAGAGCAAAUGGAAAUAUGUGCCACUUGAUUUGUAUUUCUGAUUAACAAAUAAACAAGGGUUUUUCCUAACAUGACAAUGUUUCAGCUUUGGUUAGAGUGGAAACAUUGGUUUAAUUUUUUUAGAAAAUUAGACAUCAGGAGAAAUAAUAUUAAUAACUUCUAGUAACUUUUUGUAAAAGAUCAAAUUAAAGUAAUCCAUCUUAAUAGGAAUGUCAUAUGUUUACAGUAUGUUAAUUGGUAUGAAAACUGUCUUUAACUUUGAUAACAAGCAGUGAGAAUUUUUUAAAUAAAACCUCUGCGCAUAUUUUGCCAUUUAAAAGCAUUCACAACUUAGUCACAAGUGUUUUUGAUUUAUAUGCAGUUGGUCCCUGAAUAUACCCUGGUGUAUGUAUGUUUAUCAUUCAAACUACUCUUCAGUAGAAUAGUAAUGGUGUAGGAUAAUUUGCCCAGAUCUGUUGUGGCAUUCUUCUGAUAAUUUAAAAAUGUUUAAGAAUGUUGCAGAUUCUCAUACCAUUCUCUGUAUUCCCAUAGGCUUUAAAUUGUUUAAAUCAUAAUAUUAUAAAGACAUUUUGAAUAUUGGAAAAUUCAACUUUUUCUGAACUAGUUCUCAUGGUGAAUUCAAUUUCCUGAUGUGGUCCGAGGGCAAUCAGCACAUAAGAUAAAAUUUUUUUUUAUUUUAUUGCAAUAGAUUUUGCUUAAUUUACCAAAUAGGCUACUAGAACUCAUGCUCCAAUUUUUUAAAAUGUUUAUUGCAUUUCAUCAUUGAAGUUGCUACUGUAAUCCUGCCUUUUUUCAAUUUUAUUUUCUGUUGCAUUCAACGUGUGAUGAACCUGGCUCUGUCUGCCAUUCUUGAAUGCAGCAGACAAGAGGACAGUAUGUUCUAAGCAUAUUGUUAUAUAAAUAUUUUCAUAAAGAUACAAGUACCCAUGACAGCAUAUGAUCCUAUAUAUUUUUGUUAGUCUCUAAGAUGCCACAGGACUACUUGUUGUUUUUAAAAUUACAGACUAACCUGGUUAUCCAUCUGAGACUUUUUUCCCAUAAAGAAACAGUUAUUUUCUCAGAAGAGAGAGAAGAUUUGAAGGUAUUACUGAAAUUUUGACUUGCAAAUGUCCAUACUGCUCUUCACCCUUUCCCUCCUUCCCUUUGUGGGAGCAUUUACCUAUAUAUGAGGGAAUAAACCAAACUCCUACACAAAGAGAGAAGAGAAACAAUGACCUGAAGUGAAGAUGAGGACAGAAAAACUAUAAAACACUAAAGGAAUAGUCAGUAUGACCAAGAGUAAAAUAGAAGCAAACAGGAGUUUGUAUAACUCUGUAUAUAAAUGAGGAAAUAUAAUUAAGGAAAGUCAAGGAGGGAAAGGAAAGUGAAAUAACUACAUUCUUAAUCUGUGGAUUUGUAAGGAUUUAAAAUACUGAAAAAAUAUGUUGACCUGUGUUUUAUUCUGAAUGAAUAUAUAGUUCACUUAUGGGUGGAUAAAAAUAAUAAAUGGUAUUAAAUCACUACCGAUGGUUAUACUAGGCAUAUAAUAGGUUAACCGGUUACCUGGCAAGCAAUAGGCUUAUCUGCCUGGUUUCCCCAGUAACCAGUUAACUGGCCUGGCUGGAGCAGGCCCCUGCCCACAACUAUGGCAGGCUGGGUGGAAGCAGCCCGACAGCUGUGGCAGGCCUGACUAUCUGGACUCCACCCACGGCCCCAGAAGGCGGGAGCAACCCCAUGUCCGCAAUGGGCAGGGCCACAGCAGUCCCCCACCUGUAGUGGAGGUGAGCCAGAGCAGGCUUCCAGUAACAGCCAGCCAAGCUGGAGCAUCUGCCCAUCCGUGAUGCUGUGGUUAACCAGUUAAACAUUGUUUAACCUCUUAACUAUUUUAGUGUUUUUUUUUUACAUCCCUAGUUUAUACAUGUUUUGUUUAUAUGACACCAACAUUUUAAAUAUCUCGCUCUCUUCUUAUUCACUAGUAAGUCAGGCCUCUAAAAGCUGUUAUGGAAUACAAAAUAAUUUGUUUGUCUUUGAUAUGUUGUUUCUUUUCAUUUUAACUAUUUCAACUUUACAGUUUAUUAAAAAUUAAAAUAAA